AUGGGUUUUCCAGGUGCCAGCCAGCCAGCCAGCCUGCCAGCCAGCCAACUAGCAGCCAGCAGCAGUCCCAGCCAGCUGCGGUCCCCGCCAGCAUCAGUCCCUGCCAGUAGCCAGCAGCGGUCCCAGCCAGCAGCCAGCAGCGGUCCCAGCCAGCAGCCAGCAGCGGUCCCAGCCAGCAGUGGUCCCUGCCAGCAGUGGUCCCUGCCAGCAGCCAGCAGCGGGCCCCGACAGCAGCGGUCCCUCAGCCAGCAGCCAACAGCGGUCCCAGCCUGCAGAGGUCCCAGCCUGCAGCCAGCAGCAGCGGCGUCCCUGCCGGCCAGCCAGCUGGGUCACCCCCCCGCCAGCAGCAGCAGAGGGGCAGUUAGGCAGCGCUGCAAAACCUCAUCUCUCAUUCAAGUGUCGCCCGCGCUGCGCAGCUCCAGCUGCGAGGGCAAAGUUGCGCUGUAG
Molecule: messenger RNA, 447 nt
Organism: Schistocerca piceifrons (Central American locust)
Lineage: Eukaryota; Metazoa; Arthropoda; Insecta; Orthoptera; Acrididae
Product: mucin-1-like
Exons: 2
Coding region: 1-447 (148 amino acids)
Source: RefSeq, a predicted model, not a curated record